Messenger RNA from Gracilinanus agilis (Agile Gracile Mouse Opossum), 332 nucleotides. Its product is annotated as solute carrier family 23 member 2-like. The transcript has 2 exons. The record is from RefSeq and is a predicted model, not a curated record. Gene Ontology annotation, molecular function: transmembrane transporter activity. Gene Ontology annotation, cellular component: membrane. Bases 20 to 298 code for a protein of 92 amino acids. NCBI's taxonomy places the organism in Eukaryota, Metazoa, Chordata, Mammalia, Didelphimorphia, Didelphidae. Gene Ontology annotation, biological process: transmembrane transport.
UGUCCUGCCAAGUUCCAGUAUGAAAGGCCAAGGCAAGAAGCAGAAUGGACAGGCCAACCAUCACAAGUACAGCCACCUCGCCUACAGCAUUACAGACACUCCGCCCUGGUACCUCUGCAUCUUCCUGGGGAUUCAGCAUUAUCUCACAGCCCUGGGAGGGCUUGUGGCUGUGCCACUCAUUCUGGCCAAGGACCUGUGCCUACAGCAUGAUCCCCUGACCCAAAGCUACCUCAUCAGCACCAUUUUCUUUGUCUCUGGCAUCUGCACACUCCUUCAAGUCCUUUUAGGAGUCAGGUAGGCUAACAGUGCCCUAGAAGAGCCCACAGUCUUGC